Messenger RNA from Helobdella robusta, 741 nucleotides. RefSeq lists its product as hypothetical. The coding region runs from base 1 to 741 and encodes 246 amino acids. The record is from RefSeq and is a predicted model, not a curated record. The transcript has 4 exons. Lineage: Eukaryota; Metazoa; Annelida; Clitellata; Rhynchobdellida; Glossiphoniidae.
AUGAAACGAUUUACUUCAGAAAAAUUUGUUUUGAAUGAUUUCAAAUUGAGAGCAACAAAAUCAGCCACUUUUGAAAAUUGCUAUGAAUGCAGUAAGGUGACAUAUGAGUCAGGUAGCAAUAAGACCCAAGUGGACUAUGUAUUGAUGAGAAAAGAAAAGAAAACCAUGAUCAAUAAUGUAAAAGCGAUAGCAAGUGAAGUUUGCAAUGCACAACACAAGGGGAUCGUGGUGGUAGAACGAGGAGGUUGGGAAGACUUAGAGGCAAAGAGAAAGUUGUGUAAGGUAUGGAAGAAGACCAAAAAGGAGGAAGACAGGAUCUUGUAUUGCUCUGAUAAGGCAAAAAAAGCAGUUUACUUGGCUCAGUCAGAGGAGCAAAAGGUAUUUUGUGAAAUGCUAGAUUAUUCAGAGAAAAAAGAAAACAGAGUAAUAAAACAAAUCAUUAGAAAGAAUAGAGGUGUUGUUGGGGUAAGCUGUGUCAAGGAGUCGGAUGGUAAAUUACUCACGGCUAAAGAUAAUGUGAAAGAGAGGAAAGAGAGAAAAGGCUGGUCUAUUAGAUCUGUUAGUGGAGAUGCCAAGAGCUUCAGGGAAUGUAGGUGUCCGGGGAAAAGAUGUAUUGAUGGAGGGGAACAAAAGAAAAUAAGAAAAGAGAUAGAAAUAGAUUGUGAAGGGAAAGUGGAAUGUGUGGAGGAGUUUUGUUAUCUGAGAGAUAUGAUAGGAUCUGCAGGUGGAGCUGAGAGCUAA